CCUCGGGGGGAGGGAGAAGGAGAUGGGGGGCGGGCGCAGAGGACAGCGGAGUCGGCCGGACACAGACAGCUCGGGAGCUCCCUCCCUCGGCUCUGCCCCGCGUCCCCACUUCUCUCCUCCCCUCGCUCCUAGCAGCAUCCUCUGCAGACCCUCGGUCCUCACUCCCGGGGUCGUCCCGCCCCUGCGGCCCCGAGUAAUUACCUCCCCUCACUGGUCAACCCGGGAACUUUCUCCGCCAGCGCCGGGGAGUGGAGCGCCGCUUUGCCGCGGAGGGUUCCUCCUAGGGUUCACUGGGGGGCAGUCUCUGGAGAAGGGUGUCAGGGUCCCAGAGAGACGCCCACCGCCCGCAACCUGCCCCCAGCGGGCCUGCCGUCGGGUCUCGGCGCCUUCGAUUUCCCAACCAUGACCGAAAUGAGCGAGAAGGAGAAUGAACCGGAUGACGCGGCUACCCACACUUCCCCGGGGACCGUCUCUGCCCUCCAGGAAACCAAGCUCCAGAAGUUCAAGCGCUCGCUUUCCCUCAAGACCAUCCUUCGAAGUAAGAGUGUGGAGAACUUCCUCCUUCGCUCGGGCUCUGAUCUCAAGUGCCCCACUGAGGUGCUGCUGACUCCCCCAACCCCACUGCCUCCUCCAUCCCCACCACCGGCAUCUACAGACUGGGGCCUACCCACCUCAGCCCCUUCCCCCUGCCCAGUCCCACGCCCCCUGGCACCCCUCAAACCAGUGAGGCUGCACAGCUUCCAGGAACAUGUCUUCAAGCGAGCCAAUCCCUGUGAGCUCUGCCACCAGCUCAUUGUGGGAAACUCCAAGCAGGGCUUGCGGUGUAAGACAUGCAAAGUCAGCGUCCACCUCUGGUGCUCUGAGGAAAUCUCCCAUCAGCAAUGCGCAGGCAAGACGUCCUCCUCCUUCCGCCGCAACUUCAGUUCCCCCCUCCUGGUGCAUGAGCCACCACCAGCCUGUGCCACAAGCAGAGAGUCCCCACCCACUGGGGCCAGUGGGAAAGUGGACCCCAUCUACGAGACCCUGCGCUAUGGCACCUCCUUGGCACUGAUGAACCGCUCCAGCUUCAGCAGCACCUCUGAGUCCCCCACGCGAAGUCUGAGCGAGCGGGAUGAGCUGACCGAGGAUGGGGAAGGCAGCAUCCGCAGCUCGGAGGAGGGCCCUGGUGACAGUGUAUUCACAGCCCCGACUGAGAGCGAAGGGUCAGGACCAGAGGAGAAGAGCCCUGGACUGCAGCCCCUCAAGCCCCCCCUGCGGAAAGAUGUGGGGUCCAUGUACUCCUAUGUCGCACUCUACAAGUUCCUGCCCCAGGAGAACAAUGACCUGGCUCUGCAGCCUGGAGAUCGAAUCAUGCUGGUGGAUGACUCUAACGAGGACUGGUGGAAGGGCAAGAUUGGCGACCGGGUUGGAUUCUUCCCAGCCAAUUUUGUGCAGCGGGUGAGGCCAGGGCCUCUUCUUGGGUCUGCGUGUGUGACCAUGCAGCACCCCUUUGGAAGUGGGGCCUCAGGGAAGGUGCCUUCCCAGUUCCCUUCCCUCUGCCCUAGGCUGGGAGGGGAUUCAGGACGGCAAGAGGAUCCUGAGUCCACCUUCUGGUCUCACCGCCUCUGUCACUCCAUCAAUUCUCAGGAAGUUCUGCGGGAAUCUCUCCCAUUACUUGAAACCUGGUGGACAGAGGAGGGGAGGGCUGAGGUCUGAGGAGGGGGUAGCAAAUCAGAGACUAUCUCAAGUAGAACUGUCACUGCAGGGCAGCCUCAUCCUAACCUUGUCUCUGGAAGAGGACACCCAAGAGCAGCCUGAGCACAUCAACCCAACUGAGAACAAAAAACCGGCCCAUGCUUGGUCUGAACAAUCCCCGUUUCCCUGUCAGGACUCUGAAAGCCUGCAGUGGCAGAUCCACCCGGCCAGGGAAGUCUGUGAUUCUCAGCCCCUGUCCCAGGCCCCGUCAGGCUAGCCCCAGGAGCCACACCCUCGGGGCUGAACCUUCCUUACUCCCGCUUUGGACUCUGCAGGGACCAGGGCUGCUGUUGGAGGGGUCCCCUUUCUGGCUGUAUGUUUGAUUGUCCUGGACACAGAGCCGUAGGGAGGAGGAGGGAGUGGGAGACAGACAAGGAAGGUGGAUCAUUCUGUUUGGCCACCAGGACAGGAAGGGGGAAGGAGUGGGCACUGGGGGUGGGGUGAGCACACACGAACAGUACCCCUCCCUCCCUUGUAGGUUGCUUUUCUCUGGUGCCAAUCUCCUUCCCCACAAGCUCAGAGCCUCCUCUUGUGCCCUUGAUCCUGCCAGCCAAUGCCACCUCCCAUCCUGGGCACAGUCACACUCUCCUACCCAAUGGCCCUGCCCCACUUCUCUCUUGCAGAGGGGGGCUGUAGCCAUACUGCCCUGUUUGCUGCCAUGAGGCCCUCCCCCCAAGCACUAUCCCAGGGGCGGGCCCAAUGCCCACUGUACAUGAGGCUGCAUGAUGGGUCUCCUGGGGCAUUGCUGAGCUCCCAGACCCCUGAUUAAAUAUUUCUUGUCCCAACCUGUCUGCUCUGUGUCU
This is a messenger RNA of Manis pentadactyla (Chinese pangolin), 2537 nucleotides long. RefSeq names its product SH3 and cysteine rich domain 2 (gene STAC2). Bases 403 to 1695 code for a protein of 430 amino acids. Lineage: Eukaryota; Metazoa; Chordata; Mammalia; Pholidota; Manidae. Gene Ontology annotation, biological process: positive regulation of protein localization to plasma membrane; skeletal muscle contraction; positive regulation of voltage-gated calcium channel activity. Gene Ontology annotation, cellular component: extrinsic component of cytoplasmic side of plasma membrane. Gene Ontology annotation, molecular function: protein binding. The transcript is spliced from 11 exons. The record is from RefSeq and is a predicted model, not a curated record.